AUGACCCGAACCCAUUCCAGUGCAAUAAAGGCUGUUGGAGCUCAGGCUAAGAUAACCUUCACCAAGGAACCAUACUCACAGGAUGCCUUGCAUGGUCGUAGUGCUAUCUUGCGCUGUGAAGUGGAAGAGCCAAGUGAUAUUGCGUUUGAGUGGCUACAAAAUGGUGUCCCUGUUCAAGACACAGAACGCCGAUUCAAGGAAGGGAGCAAUCUUCAGUUCACCUCUGUUGAUCGGCAACAAGACAGUGGAAACUUCCAGUGUGUGGCCAGGAAUGUAGUGACUGGAGAAGAAGCACAGACAACAAAUGCCUCUUUCAACAUAAAGUGGAUUGAAACGGGGGGAGUUGUCUUGAAGAACCCAGCCAGGGUAGAAGAUAUACAAAGUUCUGCUCCAGUGACAUUGCGCUGCCAUAUUGAUGGGCAUCCACGCCCAACAAGUCAGUGGUUCCGGGAUGGCGCCCAGAUCGUAGACGAUCGUACCAACUAUUUGGUCAGCAACAAGGAACGAACAUUGACUCUCAAGAGCGCCAGCCCAGAUGACAACGGGAACUAUUACUGUUGUGCUCGGAAUGCUGUGGCCUUUGUGUGCAGCAGUAGCAACUUCAGUCUGAGCAUCAUAGAUGAAAGCUUCCCUCGUCCAGUGAUUGUUCCUGAGAACCAAAUUGUCAGUAAGAAUGAGGAGGCCAUGUUCCAUUGCAAGUUUCAAGCUGUCCCACCUCCCACCCAGGAAUGGUUAUUUGAGAAUGAAGCUGUUGUUUCCAAUCGGACUAAACCUUCCCAAAGACCUGUGGUCUUUUCCAAUGGUUCUCUGCUGAUACCUCAAGUGAAAGGACGCAAUGUUGGAGUCUAUAAAUGUGUUGGUCGUGGGCAGAGGGGCAAGCCAGUUAUCUUGGAAGCAACCCUGCAACUGGCAGAAAUUGCAGAUUUCUCCCAACCAUUUGACCCAAAGAUUUUCAUAGCCAACAAAGAGCAGCGUGUGACCUGUGUGGCCCCUCAGGGGGUCCCUGAACCCCAGAUCUGGUGGGAGCGAAACAGUGUUCGGAUCCCCACAACUGGCAGAGUGCGCCAAGAAGCUGAGGACCUUGUAUUUGCUAGCCUUGGAGAAAAGGACGCGGGCAUAUACACCUGUCAUGCAGUGAAUAAGGCCGGAGAAAAGAAGCAGGACCUGACCGUCACAGUGGCCACAAUGCCAAAAUGGGUGGAAAAGCCCAAGGACAGUCAGCUAGAAGAGGGUAAACCAGGCUACCUCCAUUGUCUCACUAAAGCCUCUCUGAAGCCCACGGUCAACUGGUUUCGCAAUGGCAUCCCCAUUUCUGAGGAUUCCCGCUUUGAAAUUGCUGAGAAUGGAUCACUCCGUAUUAACAGUGUAGAAGUGUAUGAUGGAACUGUUUUCAAGUGUGUGAGCAGCACUCUAGCUGGAAGUAUUGAGGAACAAGCUCGCGUCCAUGUUCUGGAGAAGCUGAAGUUUACUCCUCCUCCUCAGCCCCUGCGGUGUGUCGAGUUUGAUAAAAAUGCCACUGUAUCCUGCUCAGCCAGAGGCCGAGAAAAGCCUACAAUCCAGUGGAUUAAAACUGAUGGGACCAGCCUGCCCGCUUGGGUCAGUUACAACACUGGAAGCCUGCACUUUCAUAAAGUAGCAAGGAGUGAUGCUGGGAACUACACUUGUAUUGCUUCCAAUGGCCUGCAGGGCGAGAUCAGAGCAACAGUGCAUCUGACAGUAGCAGUUUUCAUAAGCUUUAAGCUGAUGCCAGAGGAUACAACCGUCUAUCCAGGACACACAGCGAUGUUCCAGUGCCAAGCUGAAGGUGACCCCCUGCCACAAAUCCAGUGGAAAGGAAAGGACCGGAUUCUGGAGCCUGACAAAUUCUCACCCAGGAUCCAGAUUAUGCCCAAUGGCUCUCUGGUGAUAUAUGAUGUCACCACUGAAGACUCGGGCAAGUAUACCUGCAUUGCUGGCAACAGUUGCAACAUCAAGCAUCAUGAGGCCUUUCUCCACGUUGUGGACAAACCGGUAGCAGAACGGGGUGAUGCACCGAGCAGCCACACACCCUAUAAAAUGAUCCAAACCAUAGGGCUCUCUGUUGGAGCUGCAGUGGCAUACAUCAUCAUUGUCCUGGGCCUCAUGUUUUACUGCAAGAAGAGGCGGAAGGCAAAGAGACUGAAGAAGCAGCCAGAGGGCGAGGAGCCGGAGAUGGAAUGCCUGAAUGGGGGCAUUUUGAUGCAAAAUGGACAGACCACUGCUGAGAUCAAAGAAGAAGUGACGCUGACCAACCUUGGCAGCAGCUCUGCGGCCAACAAGAGGCACAGCACCGGUGAUAAGAUGCACUUCCCCCGCUCCAACUUGCAGGCAAUCACUCCUCUGGGGAAGGGUGAGUUUGGAGAAGUCUUCCUGGCUAAAGCAAAAGGCAUUGAGGACAGCGAAGCUGAAGUACUUGUUUUGGUGAAGAGCCUGCAAACAAGGGAUGAACAGCUCCAACUGAACUUCAGGCGCGAGUUUGAGAUGUUUGGCAAACUGAACCACAGCAAUGUGGUGCGGUUGCUUGGCCUUUGUCGGGAAGCAGAGCCUCACUAUAUGGUUUUGGAAUAUGUGGAUCUGGGAGACCUGAAGCAGUUCCUGAGGAUUUCCAAGUCCAAAGAUGAAAAGCUCAAGCCCCAGCCUAUUAGCACAAAACAGAAGGUAUCCUUCUGCAGUCAAGUGGCCUUGGCAAUGGAGCAUCUCUCCAACAACAGAUUUGUACACAAAGACCUCGCAGCUCGGAAUUGUCUUGUCAGUGCACAAAGGCAGGUGAAGGUGUCGAGCCUGAGCCUCAGCAAGGAUGUUUACAACAGUGAGUACUAUCACUACCACCAAGCCUGGAUCCCACUCCGCUGGAUGCCCCCUGAAGCUGUCUUAGAGGAUGAAUUCUCCACCAAGUCCGACGUUUGGUCCUUUGGGGUCGUCAUGUGGGAGAUAUUCACACUGGCAGAAAUGCCCUAUUCCAAACUGGCAGAUGAAGAGGUGCUGGCAGGGCUACAGUCUGGGAAGAUGAAGCUUCUCCAUCCAGAAGGUUGCCCCUCCAAGCUUUAUAAGGUGAUGCAGCGCUGCUGGGCUCCCAGCCCAAAGGACCGACCAUCUUUCAGCGAGAUCGCCAACAUGCUUGGAGAAAGUCCCUCUGAAAGCAAGGCCUGAACAGGGGACUGAUGGCCCCUGCUCAGUGGUUGGGGUGGGCUAAACCUCAUCUUGGCAUUUUGACUGUUAACUGACUCUCAAAUGGGACCUAAGAGUCGAAACCCAAAGGGACCAUGGAUUUUUACACUAAUGGACAGAGGUCAUGGACAAGAUCUCAUUGACCCGAGGCCUCUUCAGGCCCUAUUCCCCUGGGCCUUUCCCCUGGCUGCCUUCCUCCUGGUUCUACCUCUGGUGUCCACAGGGCUAGUUAGCAACAUUCAAGAAACGGAGGGGAUGCUGGGAACCGCAGCCACAGGGCCGCUUUGCAACAGACCCCUGUGGCAAGGUCUUGGGACUCCUCUGUCUUGGCACAUCGAACCCUUUUCUUUCAUUGCAUCCUUUUCGUAAAAAGCACAGGGAGGAGAGACGUUUCUAGGAGACAGCCUUCUCUUGGGGUGGUUGAGGCACAUGGGGAUCCUCUGCAGCUGGACAGCUGACAAGGAUUUGGGAAAGAGGCACUGAAGCGCCUCGUGCAAGCGAGACGGCAAGUCCCGCCUGCCCAGCCUUGCUGCCCACCUGCACUAUCCUGCAGAUGGGCUGUCAGCUUCCAUGUUCACGGCACCCCAACCUGCGUCUUGUCUUCCACGUGGAGCAGCUCACGACCCCAGAACAUUCUCAGCAGCCCCUUCAGCACUUGAUCUUUUCUGAAGCUUUUGCUUUGAGGGGCUGUCAGGCACAGGGUAUCAGCUGCAUCCGAAAGAGGUCAAGUGACUUGCUCCAUAAAUUUAUCCCUGCCAUUGCAUUGGAAGCAGCCCCUGCACGGGAUCUAGUGUCCAUCACACUGGAAAGGAGGCGCUUCCUUACCCCCACUUAAUAAGGAGUCUGCAUAUUUAUUAAGCAGUAUUUCCAUCUCUCUCCUCCUGGUCCUGCUGGUCUGUCAGGCCUUCUGGGACAUCCAAAAUGAAGCAACAAACCUUAAGUGCCUGGCCUAUGAAGGAGAUUUUCCUGAUUAUUAACAAAACUCAGAAAAAACAGGUAUGCUGGGGGGUGUACAAUCAAAAGAACAUUGCAGUUUAUCCAAACACAAGGGAAAAUGCAUGUGUAGCCAAAAGAGGCUGACUGCAAGAAAAUGGGCUGUACAGGAGGGCUUUUAAAAUAUUUGUCAUGUACACAGUUUGAGGGAGACCAUUUACGCACAAAACUUCAUCUGCAAGGAAAUGACAAAGACAAGAAUAAGAAUAUAUCACAUUAAGAAUAGGCAGAGAUGUAUACAAAAGAAAGAUGCCAGAGGAAGGAGGAAAUUUUCUCAAUACAAAUAUUUUCUUGUUUAGGUAGAUUUUCAGUAGCAAAAAAUUAGGUCCAAUUACAGCAACAAACAGGAAAUAUAUUGCUGCAAUGUAACCUUUUCUUGGGAAGCUGUCGGUCAGGAUUAGCCAAAGUAACACUUUGUCUUAGCAAAAUUGGAAUGCCACUUGCUAUUGCAAACAGGUCCAGUGUUAAAAGCUCCCAAAGAAAGCAUGGCUGUAUUUUGGGGGUAACUAGUCCUUACACUAUCCAAUGCCAUCUUUUUAUAUAAUUAUUUGGGGUAAUGUUUGCUUUCCUUUCUUACCUUUUUUUGUUGUGGCCACUUCUCAGCCUUGGUACUUUUUUAUAUGUUAUUACUGGAAUUGCAGCCUAGAGUCAUUUUAGUUUCAGUCUGCUUGAGCCAAGAGGGGUUCCCCCUCUUAAGAGGCCCAACAUUUAUUGAUGACAUAGUGGAAUCCUGCAGUCAGAGGGUCUCUUUGCCACUGCUCUGCUAAUACUGAGGGCCGUGGCGUUUUUCGUUGGAACUGCGCAUUUAUUAUGCAGUAGCCGAGUCCCUGCUUCACCCCACCCCAUGCUCACAAAACAGCACCGUGAUCCGGUAGAGCACAGAGGUUACAAUCCUGCAAACAGGCUGCUUAAAUCUCAGUGACUUUCGUGGGAGUCCAGCAGCCAAAUGAUGUGUAGAAUUGGAACCCAAGUCCAUAUAAUGCCCUCUGGAUACGUUGCCCUUUUUUGAACUGUUUACGUAAAGUACACGUAAUAAAUUAAGACUUCUGCUACACUGAUUUCCACGGGCAAAAUGUCCAUUGGAAACGGCUUGAUUCAAUUUCAUCUUGCACAUGCAUAAAGGAAAAUGGAAGGAGUUGUCCUUUUUGAAAGUGCCAUGCUUGUAUUUCAUAAUAUAAUAAUAAUAACAAUAAUAACAACAAUAUACAGUGAUUGUAUUUAAGACAAUAUUUUAAGGUAAGGAUUUUCAGUGACAUCAGAGAUGAACAAAUACCCAGCUUUCAGUGGUGGCUAUGCAGCAAAUUCCCAUAAGACAGAAAUCUUCUCCAACAUGCCCAAGAACAGUCCUAUUUUAACACAAGUGAAAUUAUACUAGAGUUUGAUCUGCAGCUGGAAAUGCUGCCUGAACAGGGUACUUUUGGAUUUGACAUUUAAAAAAAGGAGCAUGGAAAAAUAUUUGCCACAUUUUUGUUGGAUGCUGUUUGCCUGAAGGAGGAAGGGGUUUUACUGCAUGGGGUAUAGGAAUUUUCUGGAUGCUUUUAGGGAAAU
This is a messenger RNA of Varanus komodoensis (Komodo dragon), 5727 nucleotides long. RefSeq names its product protein tyrosine kinase 7 (inactive) (gene PTK7). The record is from RefSeq and is a predicted model, not a curated record. Gene Ontology annotation, molecular function: protein kinase activity; ATP binding; axon guidance receptor activity. Gene Ontology annotation, cellular component: axon; neuronal cell body; plasma membrane. NCBI's taxonomy places the organism in Eukaryota, Metazoa, Chordata, Lepidosauria, Squamata, Varanidae. Gene Ontology annotation, biological process: synapse organization; homophilic cell-cell adhesion; protein phosphorylation. Bases 1 to 3168 code for a protein of 1055 amino acids. The transcript has 20 exons.